AUGGAUGAGGUAGAGUAUGAUGUUAUGAAAGCCCGUCAGAAGAAGGGUGUGAGGGUGAAGUCGUACCGCAUAAGGCCUGAUGGGACGCAGGAGAGGACCAAGAUUCCUUUAGCCCAGUCAGAGGCAUUCUUAACAGAAGUUUUGGAGACCGUAUGUGAGAGAAUGAAUGACUACAAAUUGGAAGAUGAUUCUGACGACAGGCCAAAGACAUUCAAACGAUUUGCUCCGAGGAAAGGAGACAAAAUGUACAAAGAAUUUAAACGAUUCUUUUUUUACUCCGAUGCUUACUGGCCUUUGAGAUUUGCGUGUGAAAUGAUAAUAGAAGAAUAUGAAGAUGAAAUAUUUUCACUUAUCGCCCAGGAGGCAGACCAUCUAGCUGACAAGUUGUGCACUGAAAAAUCAGAUCUUUGUGAUGCUCCUUCUACUGGUCACACUGAGCUUUAAGAUGACCAAGCUACUAGUUAUAAAGAGAAGUAAGGUGACAAUCUCUCCCCUCCCCCAAAAGGUCAAUGCCUAUGUUCUCUGUUGCUUCCUGCCUUUCAUCACCAUAAUCAGUACUCAUGUCUCUGCUUUAAGUGUGUGCUAAGUUCUUUGGUGGUUAAA
This is a messenger RNA of Antechinus flavipes (yellow-footed antechinus), 603 nucleotides long. It is a transcript of the gene CNPY1, whose product is annotated as canopy FGF signaling regulator 1. Gene Ontology annotation, cellular component: endoplasmic reticulum. The record is from RefSeq and is a predicted model, not a curated record. Lineage: Eukaryota; Metazoa; Chordata; Mammalia; Dasyuromorphia; Dasyuridae. Bases 1 to 444 code for a protein of 147 amino acids. The transcript has 4 exons.